CUGACGAGAAGCCCGAAGCGCAACCAAAUGGCGUCGUAUUCCAUGCUCCGCAGGGUCUCCUCGUCUGUACUUCCUCUCGCGACCCGAGCGGUCGGGUCUCCGAGAGCCUUCCGCUGCGUGGUCACUGGCGUUCCCACCGCCGAGAAGGCCCGCGCGCUGAGCCGGAGAAGCUUCAUCCCGACUCUGCGCUUCUGCUCGGCGAGCACCGAUAAGAGCCUUAUUCGGGUCCUUGAGUCCGAGAUCAAAUGCGCCGAGGAUACUCCUAAUAAAAUGACAGAAUCAACCUUGGGUUUCAUUUGGUCAGCCGAUGGACAGCCCGUAGGAUUCCCUUUUCAAAUUGAAGACAGACCUGGAGAAAGAACUGUAUUACUUACUAGAAGUUUCGAAGACGAAAUCAUCAAGGUUGAAGCUGACAUCCCUCAAAUUGGAACUGAGGAUGAGGAAGAGGAAGAGGAUGGUGAUGAGGAUGAUGAAAAAGGUGAUAUUGAGACGACUCCUUUGUUGGUGACUAUCACCAAAGAAAGUGGAAUGUCUUUGCAGUUCGGUGUCACAGCUUCGAAAUGUGAGAUUUGCAUUGAUAGCUUGGCAAUUAAGCAGCCAGAAGUUUCUGAAGAUCAGCUUGCAUAUGAAGGUCCUGAAUUUAAUGAUUUGGAUGAAAACUUGCAGAAGGCUUUCCACAAAUAUCUUGAACAUCGAGGAAUCAAUUCCAGAACGGCCAGUUUCUUGGGUGAGUACAUGCGCAAAAAGGACAGUAAGGAGUAUCUUUUGUGGUUGAAGAAGAUCAAGAGUUUCGUUGAGAAGUGACUUCAUUUACAAUUCCUUUCAAUCUUAUGGUCUUGGGAGGGCUGAAGGCUUUUGCUUCUUUGAGAUUUCAUCUGCUGUACUUGUAUCAUGUUAAGGGAGGAGGAUUAUACCUAUAAAUUAUGAGAAACGAUGCUAGGUCGAGUGAAUUGAACCCUCCAAAACAUGGCUCUCUUGAUAAUUUUGAGUCCCUGUGGGACAAUAACAGGCCAAAACACAGUGACCUAAAGUUUAUUUCGUAGUGAAAUGUUCAUGGCUGCAUGAAGCAGCUGUUCUAGUGACUAAAAGAUCGGCUGUUGCAGCAUUCUUCCUGUUUUGGGAUUUGAAAGACAGCAAUUGUUUUAGAUAAAUCCAAAUGUAUCGUGAAAAUUAAUGGUAUGUACUCUUUAUAUUGGCAGGCCA
Messenger RNA from Corylus avellana, 1203 nucleotides. RefSeq lists its product as uncharacterized. Gene Ontology annotation, cellular component: mitochondrial matrix. The record is from RefSeq and is a predicted model, not a curated record. Lineage: Eukaryota; Viridiplantae; Streptophyta; Magnoliopsida; Fagales; Betulaceae.